AUGUUUUUGGUAGUUAUUAUAGCCCUUUUGUGGCUUUUGCACAGGGCUACACGGCUGCUGAAGAUUCCAGCGCCGGCCCUGAUUCAUGUGCUGGGGAUCGAUAUUCCCGAUACCCCUAAGAUUGUUAUUGACAGCAUCUCCACGAACAGUGUGCUGUUACAUUGGCCUCCGCCUGAUCGCGGUGCUGUUUUGAAAUAUAUUAUCGAAGUCAAUGGUAGGAAGAUCUGUGAGGUCGAUAGAACCGAUUAUUGCAUUACUUUAAAGAAUCUGCUUUGCGAUACGUGCUAUGCUAUCAAGAUUGUUGCUGUGAAUCCAAGCAACUAUCGAUCGAGAGCUGCAAAGGUACUGGUUCAUACUUUGAAAGACGAUGACGACACUUUACCGGUCUAUCCAGGCCUUCUGGCUUCUAAUAGCAGUAGCACGAAUCUAGGGUCAUUAGCACUGGCAGAGUCGAAUGGCAGUUUGAACGGUAAUUUAAGUCCAAAUGGCGAGUUAGGGGCUGUUACUGCUGGGGCUGGGGCUGUUGUCAAUGGUGGCAUGGCUGGUGGGGUUGGUAGCUCUAUUGCUGAGGAUAUGACAUCGGCUGUUUCUACUUCAGCAGCUGGUGUGUCAAAUGUGUCAAGUUCGGCAAUUUCGACUGGUCAUGGCUCGGGAGCUAGUUCCACUGGAACUACUACGUCGGCCAAUAGACUGCGUGCUUCGAGUCGGAAUACUCUGACGAACCGAGCUAGCAAUAGCUCGUUCAGAAACCAGUCUGAGAAAUCAGCUUACUCGAUCGAGUCACUGACUCAUGAAGUUGAAUCGGUUCAAAUCGAGAUUAAUGAGCUGCUGGCACAGGCUGCUCACGGCGAAGAAGAGUUUCAGGCUGCUGAGAAGGAGCUGCUCGAUGAGCUUGAACAGUUGAAAUCGAGGAAAAAGUCUUUAGAUCAACAACGGUCUCAUAUCAAAUCGGAAAUGAAAUCUAUUGAAGACUCGAAACGAAGUUUAGAAGCUCAGAAAGCGAAGGUCGAUUCAAGGUAUAAGAAGAUCCUUGAUGAAUUCACUAAACGCAAUGCAACAAGAGAAAAGUGGGCUGCUGAUAUUCAACAAGCCCAGUCGAAGCUUGUAACUGUCGAAUCGUCACUAGAAAUGAUUGAUGAAAAGGGUCAUGAGACUGUAGAGGAGCUGGAAGCUGCUAUUCAGGAGAAACAAGAACAACUGACGGCCCUGGAAGAGGAGUUGAAAACUGUUGCUAGUUCGGCUCGUAAAUGGGAAUUCCGCAAGACGGCAACUGUAGAACAGAUUCAAAAUAUUCAAAAGAAGACUGAUUCUGUCACUGGUCUUGUUAAAGAAGAUGCGAUUGAUGAGCUUAUGGCGAAUCCUGAUAUCGACGACGAUGUCAAGAACCGUCUCAAGGCUGAAAUUGACAAGGAUAAAGAGCUCGAAGAUGAUUGGCAGAAGAUUCAAAAGAAUCUAGAAGUCCGUUAUUUAACAGCCAGUGAACAGUAUCGUGAAGCUCAUGCUUCUCAUAACUCUGCUGCCAGUGCUAUUCAACAACAACGACAGCUACAAAUGCAACAACAGCAACAACAGCCUGGUUUGAAUCCUAUAAACGGAACCAAAGCUGUUGUCGACAGUGUCAAUGCUGCUAUUGCACAAAAAGGCAAAAAGAAAAACAGAAGAAAGUCCAACAAGAACCUUCAAGUGCCAUUCUCAGUCAAUUCCACUGGCGUCACUGCGUCUGGUACCCCUUACGAUUUGGUGGGAUCAAAUACUUCGCCAUCUCCAUCACUCCAUUCAUCAACUACAAAUGAAUUCUACGCACCAUCGCUUCAAUCUACUGGUAUUCCCGGAACUGGUGUGAUAACCCAGACUGCUUCUGGUUUAGAUGCAACACCAUUACUUGCUAAUUCAUACCUCAACUCGACAGGAACCAACGCUUCUUCUUCCAUUACUGCAUUUCCUUCAAUUCCUCAUUCUAGACUGUCGAGUGAUCUUACCAACGAGCCUGUUGAUGACAUUGAGAAUCCCAUGAGCCCAUCGGUCGACAUGCUUCUGCCGUCUAAUUUGUUUGGCACUGACGAUUUAACUGAUUCGUUUGCUGCGAUAAUUAAUGACCUGCCACGAACUAACCAACGUCCAUCUGCAUUAAUGCUUGCUGAAGCCUUUGGUACUGGCAACAGACCACCUUCUUUCGACUCGUCGACCUCACCUAAACCAUCACUAUUAUCUUUACAGGAAGGGGCUCCUUCGUCACCUGCAGUGGCGCCAGCAUCUCCACAGGACAGUUAUGGUGCAUUUUCUGCAUUUACUGCCCCCAGUCUCGGCAUGGCUGGUGGAUAUAACGGCAGCGUUCAUUCGCUAGUCGACGACGAUACUCAAAAGAAGCAACCUCAAAACACCGCCAAGAAGUUCAGUAGCAUGUUUUUCUUCUCCAAACCAAAGAGGGAUGGUGAGCCCGAUGAGCUUGAUCUCGAAGGUAUGGCUAACACGAGUCUCGGUGCCAAUAAUUCGAUACUUUCUGGUACAAGCAGAGAUGUGGCUCCUUUCUUGGAUGUCGGUCCUAUUGGUACGAGACCUCGAGCUGGAAGUUACAACUCGGCUCAUAGUCUUGGAAUCUCCAGCAUUACAGGCAGUACUCAAGGCAGCAGCUUUUUCAACCCCUGGAACGACGUUCCUGGAAAUGCUCUAUCUCCUACUACCAGCGGGUCAGGAAUUAUUCCUCAAGUUUCCCAGUCAUCCAUGCCUGUCACCGUUGCCAGCAACCCACAGUUAUCGCCCGAUACAAUCUCUACUACCCCAUCAACCAUUGCUACCCCAUUAUUCUCUGAAACACCUUUCACUCCAACCACGACAAAGUCGAAAGGUUUUGCUGGCAGCAGCAUGUGGUCUGUAUUCAACCGUGAUCGCGAACGGGCUCGUACUAGCAGCGGUCUUAAGAACGACAUUUCCAUGCUAGACUCUACUACUGCUGAGUCACCAACAAUGUCAGCAUCACCGUCGUCAUCAUGGCCCGAUAUGCCAAUGCUAUUAGUUAGCAACAGCCACGAAUCUGGUCUUGCCAGUGUCGCUAGUCACGUCAGCAAUGGAGCUGCCAGUCGUAACAGUGCUGCCUCAACUCACACCAACAACACCGGCGGUCCUCUCAGUUCCAGUGGUGGUAACAAGUUUUCCAAAAGUUUUGCAGAACUGUUUACAUCCUCUAACAAAGAACAAUCAUCGCCACAACAACCUCCUCGGUCUCGUAGCGAAUCCAAAUCCAUCGCUCAAUUGUUCGGCGCAAAAUCAGAUUCUAAAUCCGAGCCCAAAACCGACGAACUCGAUCAGCAAUUGUCUGCAAGUGUCGAAUCGAAAGAAUCGCUUAGCAAAGAGUCUAUUCUCCAAAAGAGCAUGCGGACUUUCUCGACAUCGCGCAAAGGUUCUGCUUCUUCAUCCAAAUUUGUCCGUCGUCUCAGCAUCUUUGGCAAAAAGGGUGAACCUCGAGACCUGAGCGACAGCGAAGACAUCCCCGAACAGACCAUUCUUGAAGACUCCGAGGGCGUCACUGAGGACUAG
Sugiyamaella lignohabitans is the source of this 3534-nucleotide messenger RNA. RefSeq lists its product as uncharacterized. Gene Ontology annotation, cellular component: presynaptic active zone. NCBI's taxonomy places the organism in Eukaryota, Fungi, Ascomycota, Dipodascomycetes, Dipodascales, Trichomonascaceae. The transcript has a single exon. Gene Ontology annotation, biological process: neuromuscular junction development. Gene Ontology annotation, molecular function: protein binding. The record is from RefSeq and is a predicted model, not a curated record. Bases 1 to 3534 code for a protein of 1177 amino acids.